AUGACUGAGAGUAAUUUCAGUCCCACUCAAGAUCCGUUCGAAACCAAGUCCCUUAACUUUCAAGUGAAGCGUACAGUCACCGAGCAAAAUGAUUGGUCAGAUCAAAUAGACACUAACGAAACACUCUCAACAAGCGAUUUAAGUUCAGGAAAAGAUUCAAGUACAAAUUUAUUGGGUUCAAGAUCAACAUCUACCCAUAGAAAGUUACUGAAUAGACAUGUCCAGUUUAUUGCUAUCUCCGGCGUCAUCGGUACGGCUCUAUUCGUGGCCAUAGGAAAACCGUUAUAUAGAGGAGGCCCAGCUUUUCUCUUAAUUGCAUUUGCAUUAUGGUGCAUACCAAUCCUUUGUAUUACUGUUUCUACUGCAGAAAUGGUCUCGUUCUUUCCUGUAGAUUCUCCAUUUUUGAGGCUGUCAAAAAAAUGUUGUGACGAAUCAUUGGCUGUCAUGGCAAGCUGGAACUUUUGGUUCUUAGAAUGCGUUCAAAUUCCUUUCGAAAUUGUGUCAGUUAAUACCGUUAUAAAUUAUUGGAGGGAUGAUUAUUCUCCCGCGAUUCCUUUAGUCAUUCAGGUAGCAUUGUAUGCUCUUAUUUCCGUAUGUGCAGUCAAGUAUUAUGGUGAAAUGGAAUUUUGGAUGUCUUCUUUUAAAAUUUUGCUAGCUCUAGGUUUAUUCUGUUUUACAUUCAUAACGAUGGUUGGCGGUAAUCCAAAGCAUAAAGCAUAUGGAUUUCAGAAUUAUCGCAAAAAUACAUUCAAGAAAUACUUCCCAGAUGGUAAUGAAAAUAUUGGAAGUGCAGCCGGAUAUUUUCAAGGAUUUUUAGCUUGCUUGAUUCAAGCUUCAUUCACAAUCGCUGGUGGUGAAUAUAUUUCGAUGCUAGCGGGAGAAGUUAAGCUACCGAGGAAAGUUAUGCCAAGAGCAUUCAAACAAGUUUUUUGGAGAUUAACGGUACUUUUUUUAGGAAGCUGUCUUUGCGUGGGUAUUGUUUGUUCAGCAAAUGAUCCUAAUCUAACUGCUGCCAUCAGUGAGUCAAGACCUGGUGCAGGUUCAUCACCUUAUGUCAUUGCAAUGAAUAAUCUGGGUAUCAAAAUUUUACCCGAUGUAGUGAACGCUGCAUUGAUAACGGCGGCAUUUUCUGCUGGAAAUGCUUACACAUAUUGUUCUUCAAGAACAUUGCACGGUAUGGCAUUGGAUGGAUACGCACCUAAAUUUUUAGCCGUCUGCAAUAAACAAGGCGUUCCCAUAUAUUCAGUGGCGAUUUCGUUAAUUUGGGCACUAUUAAGUUUAUUACAGCUGAAUUCAAACAGUGCCGUUGUCUUGAAUUGGCUCAUCAACAUUAUAACAGCGUCCCAAUUAAUUAAUUUUGCCUGCAUUUGCAUAACCUACCUCUUCUUCAGAAGAGCAUAUCUUUUACAAAGGGAUACGCUUCCGGAUCUACCAUUUAAAUCUUGGGGACAACCUUACACAGCAAUUUUUGGACUGGUAUGCGUACUUAUGAUGAUCAUUGUUCAAGGUUAUACUGUAUUUUUCCCCAAGUUAUGGAAUGUGCAGGAUUUUUUAUUCUAUUACUUAAUGGUAUUUAUUGACGCAGCAAUCUAUCUUUCAUACAAGUUCAUAUGGACUCGAGGUUCAGAUAGCUUCAAGGAUCCUCUUAAAAUAAACUUUGAACCUGAACUGAAAGAGAUUGAAAUGCAUGAGUUAAAACACUCCUUUGAUAAGUUUAGGUUUUAUCAUGAAUUUUGGAAUAGUGAAUGA
This is a messenger RNA of Kazachstania africana CBS 2517, 1749 nucleotides long. RefSeq names its product Agp2p (gene AGP2). Bases 1 to 1749 code for a protein of 582 amino acids. Gene Ontology annotation, cellular component: membrane. Gene Ontology annotation, molecular function: amino acid transmembrane transporter activity. Gene Ontology annotation, biological process: amino acid transmembrane transport. The record is from RefSeq and is a predicted model, not a curated record. The transcript has a single exon. Lineage: Eukaryota; Fungi; Ascomycota; Saccharomycetes; Saccharomycetales; Saccharomycetaceae.